AUGGAUGAGAAAGUGCGGGAAAUGAUAUGGGACUAUCUCAAGCCAGUGGUGUACCCUCAGAACACCAUCGUUCGUCGAACGGGAGAACCAUUUGAUAGCAUUCUCUUCGUUACAGAAGGCAUUUUGUGGGUUUACUCGACCACUGAUGGAAGUCAGCAGACUGGAAUGAUGAACCAAUUCUUUCAGAAAAGUGAUGUUUAUGGAGACGAAGAACUUCUGAGUUGGACAACAUCCCACAGUGGCAGCCCCUCCUAUACAAAUCUUCCGUUCUCGAAGGAAAAUGUGAAAUGUCACACAAAGGUACAAGGCUUUGCUCUCAGUGCUAUGUACUUGACAGCUGUAGUUUCCAAAUGUGGAGAUUUCUGGAGCCCUAGUAAGACCACUACUCUAGUGCUGGUGUAG
This is a messenger RNA of Pyrus x bretschneideri (Chinese white pear), 402 nucleotides long. RefSeq names its product cyclic nucleotide-gated ion channel 1-like. NCBI's taxonomy places the organism in Eukaryota, Viridiplantae, Streptophyta, Magnoliopsida, Rosales, Rosaceae. Bases 1 to 402 code for a protein of 133 amino acids. The record is from RefSeq and is a predicted model, not a curated record. The transcript has a single exon.